This is a messenger RNA of Aspergillus homomorphus CBS 101889, 996 nucleotides long. Its product is annotated as NADP-dependent oxidoreductase. Bases 1 to 996 code for a protein of 331 amino acids. Lineage: Eukaryota; Fungi; Ascomycota; Eurotiomycetes; Eurotiales; Aspergillaceae. The transcript has a single exon. Gene Ontology annotation, molecular function: oxidoreductase activity. The record is from RefSeq and is a predicted model, not a curated record.
AUGCGCACCCUCGUGCAACCUAGCGCCGAGUCUCAAAGCCUUACCCUAACAACCUCACCCCUCCCAACCGCCAAUGUAUCAGCAGGCGAGCACCUGAUCAAAGUCAAGGCCUGCGCGCCCUGCGCCGGCGAACUCCUCUGGCCCAAGAACUUCCCACCGCCGAAUCCCCGGGAGCUAAUCCCCUGCCCCGACGUGGCCGGGACCGUCAUCUCCGCACCAGCAAACUCGCCCUUCCAGGCGGGCGACGAGGUCUACGCGCGGACCAACUACCUCCGUCCCGGAAACGCGCGGGAUUACAGUAUCUGCCUCACCGAUGAGCUGGCGCAUAUACCGCAGGGUCUGAGCGCGGUGGCAGCGGCGGCGAUCCCUGUGUCGGCGCAGACGGCGUGGCAGAUCCUGUUCAUCCAUGCCGGGAUUGCCGGCGACGGGGAGGCGAGUUUCACCGCGGCGCAGGAGGCGUGGAGAGGCAAGAAGGUGCUGGUGACGGCUGCAUCGGGGGGCGUGGGCAUGUGGGUGACGCAGCUAGCUGCGUUGCUGGGCGCGGAGGUGGUGGGGACGUGUGGUGCGGCGAAUGCGGCGCUCGUGCGAUUGUUGGGCGCGACGGAGGUGCUCGACUACCGGCAGACGGAGCUUCGUGAGUGGGUGAAUGAACACCCCGAAAAGAAGGUGGAUGUUGUGGUUGAUUGUAUUGGGCGGAGGUCUCUCGAGGAUGCGUGGUGGACGGUCAAGGAUGGGGGCAUGGUGCUCAGUAUCUUCCAGCCUCCGGAGCAGGUCAGACCUCCAGGUUUUGAAGGGUCCGAGGUCCGCAGUGUGUUCUUUGUUAUGGAGCCGGCCCGACGGCACCUUGAGGAAAUCUCGAAGCUGGUGGAAUUGGGCAAAUGUCACGGCAUGGUGGACAGUGUAUGGCCGUUGGAACAGUAUCAGGAGGCAUUCAAGAGAUUGGAUGGGGGGCAUGCCAGGGGGAAGAUUGUGUUUGACCUUUCUCUCAAUCAGUGA